Messenger RNA from Anarrhichthys ocellatus (wolf-eel), 995 nucleotides. Its product is annotated as disintegrin and metalloproteinase domain-containing protein 17-like. NCBI's taxonomy places the organism in Eukaryota, Metazoa, Chordata, Actinopteri, Perciformes, Anarhichadidae. Gene Ontology annotation, cellular component: plasma membrane. Gene Ontology annotation, molecular function: metalloendopeptidase activity. Gene Ontology annotation, biological process: membrane protein ectodomain proteolysis; Notch signaling pathway. The annotation marks the transcript as partial. The transcript is spliced from 8 exons. The record is from RefSeq and is a predicted model, not a curated record.
AGGCAGUUCAGACUCUACCUGAGGACCAACGACCAGCUGUUCACUGAGGACUUCAGAGCCGUGGUCGUGGACGAGGACGGACGAGAGCGGAGCUGCUCGGUCAACAGACACAAUUACUUCACGGGACACGUGAUCGGGGAGGAAAACUCUCGAGUUCAGGCUCACAUAGACGACCACGAGUUCUCCGCUCACAUCCUCACCGACGAGGCCGAGUACAACGUGGAGCCUCUCUGGAGGUUCACGUCGGCGCCCCCUGAUGGUCGUCUGCUGGUCUACCGCUCAGAGGACAUCAGGAACCUCAGCCGCCUGCAGCAGCCUUCAGUCUGUGGCUACGUGACCUCCGACCCCGGCCGCCUCCUCCUCGACGACGUCAAAACCAACGAAGAAGAAGAGUCGGGGUCCAGAGGGAAGCGUCAGCUGCACGACCACAGGAAGAACACCUGUCCUCUGCUGCUGGUGGCCGACCAUCGCUUCUUCCAACACAUGGGCCGCGAGGAGGAGAGCACCACCCUCAACUACCUGAUCGAGCUGAUUGAUCGCGUGGACGACAUCUACAGAAACACGUCGUGGGAUGAUGAGUUCGUGGGCUACGGCGUUCAGAUCCAGCAGAUCAUCAUCAGGAAGAAUCCGACAGCCGUCGCUCCGGGAAAAAGUCACUUCAACAUGGAAGGAAGUCCAGUGAAGGGUCGAGGAGUCUGGGACGUCAAGAAGCUGCUGGAGCAGUUCAGCGUGGACAUCGCAGAGAACGCGUCCUCCGUCUGCCUGGCUCACCUCUUCACCUACCAGGACUUCGAUGAGGGGACUCUGGGUCUGGCCUACGUGGCUCCGUCCAAACCAGACAUCCCCGGAGGUCUCUGCUCCAAAGGUUGUCCUUCAUCGACCAAUGAGCAGAGAGCGAUCUACCUCAACACGGGACUGACCAGCACCAAGAACUACGGGAAGACCAUCCUCACCAAGGUCACUUUAUCCUCCUCCUCCUCCUCCUCCUCACUAAG